Molecule: messenger RNA, 1557 nt
Organism: Heterobasidion irregulare TC 32-1
Lineage: Eukaryota; Fungi; Basidiomycota; Agaricomycetes; Russulales; Bondarzewiaceae
Exons: 10
Coding region: 1-1557 (518 amino acids)
Molecular function (GO): FAD binding; oxidoreductase activity
Source: RefSeq, a predicted model, not a curated record
AUGGUUCGCAGAACGUCCUUCGCUGGUACCCUCUUGUCCAUCGCCGCGCUCGGUGUGUCUGCGCACCAACCCCGCGCGGCCGCGACGAGCACCUGCCAGUCGAUUGCUGCCGCCAUUUCUUCUGCCUCGGACGUCUACUAUCCGCUCUCUAUUAAUUAUAUUCGAGACAACGCCCAUUGGGCUUCUACAAGCUCACAAGAUUCGACAUGCUCCGUAGAACCAGGUAGCAUUGAGGAUGUUGGGAAGAUUCUACAAAUUCUCGGGUCUACCAGCACCUCAUUUGCGGUGAAGGGCGGAGGCCACAGCUCAAACCCUGGAUUUUCGUCUACGAGCGGCGUGCAAAUUGCCAUGACACGCUUCAACAACGUCACCUAUCACGCUGAUACCCAGACCGCCGACAUCGGCACCGGAAUUAUCUGGGAUGAUGUUUACUCAGCUCUCGCACCAUAUAACGUCAAUGUCGUUGGAGGCCGUGUCACCGGCGUGGGCGUUGCAGGUUUCACCUUGGGUGGAGGUACUGUACCAGCAGUCAUUUCGGGUGCAAUAGCUGCCAGUGCGGCCAUGCUAACUAUAGAACGCGUCACACUUCAUCUGUGUGGCGUCACAGGUUAUUCGUGGAAGACGAGCCAGCAUGGCCUGACGAUUGAUACCCUCGAAGCUUUUGAGUUGGUUCUUCCGAAUGGGACGGUUACCACUGUGGCCUCUGAGGACGAAGACCUCUUCUUUGCGUUGAAGGGCGGCUUCAACAACUACGGUAUUGUGACGAAGUUCACGUUGAAGACUUUCCCUCAAACACAAGUUUGGGGAGGUCUGGUCACCAUCACACAAGAGCACUUGGCUCAAGUGAACGCCGCUGUUGCCAACUUCUCUGCCAAUGUCAGUGAUCCGAAGGCAGCUAUUAUCAGCGCAUAUAACUUUGUGCUCGGGGCACCUGGCGUCUCUUUGCUGUGCUUCUACGAUGGCCCGACGUAUCCCGAUGGUAUCUUUGACCAGCUGAUGGCUGUCCCUCACUUCACAAAGGACAUCUCCACGCGCUCAUUCUUAUCGCUGGUCACCUCUUCGCCCAGUAACGCGACCGCUAACACACGAACUCUGUUCAGCAGCGUAUCUAUCCUCGAAUAUACACCUCGCUUGCUGGAUGUGAUCGUGAAUGAGACCAAGUUCUGGGGUCAAAAGCUCUCACUCGAGGCUUCUGCAAGUUUCAUCUCAUAUGAUGUUGAACCUUUCGAUGCUGGCCUCUUCAGCCACGGCAGCGGAUCCGCGUACCCACCCGAUCGCACACGCGGUCUCCUUCCACUCAACAUCUAUUUUGCGUGGGGUCUCGAGAUUUUCGACUCGACCAUGUAUGACGCUAUAGUGCAGUCCACGAAGACAAUCACUGCUGCAGCCAUCGCAGAUGGCCAGGACAUCGCCGAUGCGUCGAUCUAUGGCAAUUACGCGCUAUACGACACGCCGCUGGAGAACAUCUACGGAGGCAAUGUGGACCGCCUGAAGUCGAUCAAGCAGACGUUCGACCCGGAGAAUAUCAUGGGUCUUGCGGGCGGAUUCAAGUUCUGA